Photinus pyralis (common eastern firefly) is the source of this 2278-nucleotide messenger RNA. Its product is annotated as oocyte zinc finger protein XlCOF6-like. NCBI's taxonomy places the organism in Eukaryota, Metazoa, Arthropoda, Insecta, Coleoptera, Lampyridae. The record is from RefSeq and is a predicted model, not a curated record. The coding region runs from base 90 to 2165 and encodes 691 amino acids. Gene Ontology annotation, biological process: regulation of transcription by RNA polymerase II. Gene Ontology annotation, cellular component: nucleus. The transcript is spliced from 3 exons. Gene Ontology annotation, molecular function: DNA-binding transcription factor activity, RNA polymerase II-specific; RNA polymerase II transcription regulatory region sequence-specific DNA binding.
AGAAUACCUAUUCAUUGUAAUGAGCCUCUUGACUGGUAAAAUUAAAACUUUAUUUUAUUAACAAAAACAUUUCUUGAUAACGUCCAGAUAUGGACGGAAAUGAUACAGUACCAGUCAUUAAAAUCGAACCAAAACAAGAAGAAAUCGAUUCUGAUCUUCAAGGUAACAUUUUAGUAAGCAAUGAAGCACUGGUUACAAUAAAAGAUGAAAUUACCAUCACUGCACAGUGCUCCAAAUCGCUCGAUGAUGAAGUACCACAACAAACUGAUUGUGGUUGGAACACUCAAAUUUCUUUGAAUGUGACUUCGGUCAAGAUGCAACAAAUAAAAUGUGCUCACUGUGAUUAUGGUACAAAUAACAAAGACUACUUUCAACGACACCUUUUAAAACAUACCGAUUCUAAACGUUUUAAAUGUGUUAUUUGUGAUUUCAAGACUAAUUACAGAACCAGCAUUAAACGACACCUUUUAAAACAUAAUGAUUCUAAAGCUUUUAAAUGUGCUAAUUGUGAUUACGGAACAAAUACCAAAGACUGCUUUACAACACACCUUUUAAAACAUACCGAUUCUAAAAUCUUUAAAUGUGCUAUUUGCCAUUUCGAGACAAAUUACAAACUCAGCUUUAAACGGCACCUUUUAAAACAUAAUGAUUCUAAAGCUUUUAAAUGUGCUAAUUGUGAUUACGAAACAAAUAACAAAUACCACUUACAACAACAUGUUUUAAAACAUGCUAAUUAUAAAGAUUGUAAAUGUGGUAAUUGUGAUUACGGAACAAAUAAUAAAAACUGCUUUACAUCACACCUUUUAAAACAUACCGAUUCUAAAAUAUUUAAAUGUGCUAUUUGCGAUUUUGAGACAAAUUACAAACUCAGCAUUAAACGGCACCUUUUAAAUCAUAGUGAUUCUAGAGCUUUUAAAUGUGCUAAUUGUUAUUACGAAACAAAUAACAAAUACCAUUUACAACAACAUGUUUUAAAACAUGCCGAUUCUAAAUAUUUUAAAUGUGACACUUGUGAUUACAAAACUUAUAACAAAUAUCUCUUAAAAAUUCACCUGUUAAAGCAUGGCGAUUCUAAAGGUUUUAAAUGUACGAAUUGUGAGUUCGAAACAAAUUACAAAACCCAUUUUAAACAACACCUCUUAAAACAUACCGAUUCCAAAAUUUUUAAAUGUGCUAAAUGUAAUUAUAAGACAUAUAACAAAAGCAACGUUAAACAACACCUUUUAAAACAUACCGAUUCUAAAGGUUUUAAAUGUGCUAAAUGUAAUUAUAAGACAUAUAACAAAAGCAACUUUAAACAACACUUUUUAAAACAUACCGAUUUUAAAGUUUUUAAAUGUACGAAUUGUGAGUACGAAACAAAUAACAAAUACUACUUUAAACAACACUUCUUAAAACAUACUGAUUCUAAAGGUUUUAAAUGUGCUAAAUGUAAUUACGAGACAUAUAGCAAAAUAAACUUUAAAAAUCAUCUUUUAAAACAUGCCAAUGCUAAAGAUUUUAAAUAUGAUAUUUGUGAUUUCGAGACAAAUUACAAACCCAACUUUAAACAACACCUGUUAAGACAUACUGAUUCUAAAGAUUUUAAAUGUGCUAUUUGCGCUUUCGAAACAAAUUACAAAGCUUGCUUUAAACGACACCUUUUAAAACAUACGGAUUCUAAAAAUUUUAAAUGUGGAAAUUGCGAUUAUAAAACAAAUUACAAAUACCACCUGAAACAACACCUUUUAACGCAUGCCCUUUCUAAAAUUUUUAAAUGUACUAUGUGUGAUUUCGAGACAAAUUACAAACACAGCUUUAAACAACACCGUUUGAAACACACCAAUCCUAAAGAUUUGCAAUGUGCUAUUUGUGAUUUCGAGACAAAUUACAAACACAGCUUUAAACGACACCUUUUAAAACAUACUGAUUUUAAAGAUUUUAAAUGUGAUAUUUGUGAUUUCGAGACAAAUUACAAACACAGCUUUAAACGACACCUUUUAAAACAUACUGAUUCUAAAGAUUUUAAAUGUGCUAAAUGUGAUUACGAGACAUAUAACAAAAACAACCUCAAACUGCACCUCUUAAAACAUACCGAUUCUGAAAGUUUUAAAUGUGCUCAUUGUGCUUACAAGACAAGUAACAAACGCUACUUAAAACGACACGUUUUGCGACAUAGUUUCUAAAGUAUUUAAAUGUGCUAAUUGUGAUUAUGAGAGUAGUAACAAAUACUACUUUAAGCGACACCUUUUAAAACAUUCCAAUUCAUUGCAAUUAUGAGACAUACGAUAAAUUCAAA